Molecule: messenger RNA, 1117 nt
Organism: Nycticebus coucang (slow loris)
Lineage: Eukaryota; Metazoa; Chordata; Mammalia; Primates; Lorisidae
Gene: IFI30
Product: IFI30 lysosomal thiol reductase
Exons: 7
Coding region: 196-924 (242 amino acids)
Cellular component (GO): lysosome
Molecular function (GO): oxidoreductase activity, acting on a sulfur group of donors, disulfide as acceptor
Source: RefSeq, a predicted model, not a curated record
CUAGUUAGAAAGGGAGACCCAAAGAGAAAAGCACAGACCCCACAAAAGGACGCUGGGAUCUCAGAGUCGCUGGCCAGGCGCCACGGGGGCGGGGGCACCGAGAGGCGGUCCCGCCUUGGGGGUUGGGGCACCGCCGGCUUAAAGGCGGUUCGUUCGCUCAGCAGCUGCUCCCUCUGCCACAUCUUUUCCCCUGCCAUGAUGGCCUUGUCACAGUUCCUGCUACUCCUGCCCCUGCUGCUGGUGCUGGUGGACCCCGCGGCCGCUCGAGCGUCCCAGGUGGACCAGAGGCCGAGCGCCUGCAAGGGUGGUGAACUGUGCCUGCUGGUGCCCCACAAGAAGUUGGAUGCACCUCUUAUAAAUGUGACCCUCUACUACGAGGCACUUUGUAAUGGCUGCCGGUAUUUCCUGAUCCGAGAUCUCUUCCCAACAUGGCUUUUCGUCCAAGAGAUCCUCAAUGUCACCCUGGUGCCCUAUGGGAAUGCUCAGGAAAAAAAUGUCAGUGGCAAGUGGGAAUUCGAGUGUCAGCAUGGAGAAGAGGAGUGCAAGCUCAACAAGGUGGAGGCCUGCAUAUUGGACAAGCUGGAGGCACCAGUAGCCUUCAUGACUAUUGUCUGCAUUGAGGAGUUGGAGAACAUGGAGAAAAAUCUCAAACCUUGUUUAGAGCUCUACGCCCCAGAAGUGUCACCAGACACCAUCAUGGAGUGUGCAGCAGGGGACCGUGGCACCCAGCUCAUGCACAUGAAUGCUCAGUUGACAGAUGCCUUGCAGCCACCCCAUAAAUAUGUGCCCUGGGUCCUCGUCAAUGGGAAAGUCUUGGAGGACCCUAGCCUGCUCCUGGCUGUUGUCUGCCAGCUGUACCAGGGUGAGAAGCCAGAUAUCUGCAAACUCAUGGCCAGAUCUGACAGGAAGGUCUGCUUCAAGUGAUGGCCGGUGUCCUGGGAGGAAGCUGCUGGAAGAACAGUGAGAGCUCAGUUCCCCACCCUUUCUCUGAUCUCUAGCUCUCAGUGUCUACUGCUCAUCAACUAGAUAACCUCAGUGCAUCCCAUGAAGCCCAGAUGGAAAACUCUGCCCCAUGAUGAAGAAUCUUGCCCCAUUGAAAAUAAAAUGAAAUGUUUCA